CCUGUACCUGGCGCAGGGAUCGGAUGUUACCGCGAGGACAUGACCACAUCAAGGUGUCUAGAAUUGUGUUGUUCAAGGGAGCAAGAGCAGUAUCUAUACGCAGGCCUGGAAUCCUCUAGUGAAUGCUUCUGCGGGAAUGCCAAUUCGGAUUUCGCCUCCACCCAGCCGAAUCCACUACCGGAUGGAGGUUGUAACCAGCGAUGUUCUGGAGACUAUGGAACGCGAUGUGGCACGGUGUUUAAAAUUCAGAUAUAUGAUUGCGAUGCCUGGAACGGACGUGAUGUUCGAUGUCCAGUUCCACCAGCGCCUGAGAAUGGUAUGGUGGACGGCACAGCAAGGGACUUUGCCCCUGGUGACGUCGUAUCAUUCUCUUGUAUCGAGGGAUAUAGCAUCGUAGGGCAAGCUACAUCACUGACCUGUGGUACCAAUGGCGAAUGGAACUCGGGUCCGCCAAUGUGUCAAGGAGUGGUCUGCCCUCUUCUCCCCGACUAUCCAAAUGCUAUUCCAAGUACAACCGAGAGGGCGUAUGACACUGUUGUGACUUUUGAGUGUGAGGAAAAUUAUCGUCAUGUCCGAAAUGAACUUUCAUUCUUAACAUGCAGCGGCGAUGCGUCAUGGACCGGGACUACGCCACUUUGCAGAGAUGAGAGUGACUGUAAUGUUCUUCAGGACUAUCUCAAUGCGAUCCCGAGUCUCGUGGAUGAAACAGCAUUGGGGACGAGAAUCACGUUUACGUGUAGUCCAGGACUAAGACUAGGAGACAACGAGACUAUGAUCAAGACAUGUACAGAGAACCAAAGAUGGAUAGGACAGGAUCCAGUUUGUGAUGAUAUUGAUGAAUGCGAAGAUAGCCCCUGUCAGAAUGGAGGAAGAUGUCGGAAUACCGAGGGAGAUUACGGCUGCAUAUGUACAUCAGGAUUUACAGGCAAGGAUUGCCAAUUUGCAGAUGUUAUCUCACCGUCGACUCCUGCGGGCAAUGGAACCAAUGUAGGAGGAAUAGGAGGCGAAGAAGGUGGAUUUCCUACCUGGGCUUGGGUUACUAUUCUCAUUGUAUCUGUCGUUGUUCUACUAAUAUUAAUUGCUUGGUUAAUAAUCUAUCGAAGCAAAAGGAAAUCUAAAAGAGCCGAUCCCAGAUUGCUACCCCAUAAGACAGCAGCGGUUUCACCCCGCCUACACCAUGCCGAUGGCUACCACAGUGGGCGCUCCUCCCGACAUGGCAGCGGUUUCAAACCUAACAACAAGCAUUCAGGGGAGUACGAGAACAAUGCUUACACCGAUUCAUUGCCAGCUUUCACCAGUGCGACGCAGAACCAAACCCCAUCGUCUCAUCGAGUCACAGUUCCACCGGGCCCGUCUAUCGGAGCUGGUAUCGCUAGGAACGUUGAUAGACUACCUGAGAACACCCAGCACCGGGACAGAAGUGCCUUUCAAGCUCCUCGUGACCGACAGAGAACAGCUGCUAAACCACUGGUCGUCCUUGCCCAAGCUGCAUCAUCGCCACAAUCAUCGACCACUUCGACACCUAUAUUGUCCCGUCGUACUCCUGCAGGCCCUUCGGGAAAUCCUCCAUCAUCAGGUACUAACCUAGACAGACCAGUUUCUCGCAACCCUUCUGCAGUAUCUUCUGCUCCUCGUCCCGUUGCCCGUAACCCUUCCGACGAGUCAACUUCCGGUCGACCGGUUUCCCGAAACCCUUCUGCUGUGUCAACUGAAACACGACCAGUCGGUCGUAAUCCUUCUGCGGUGUCAUCUGCUGCACGACCAGAGAGUCGUCAUGCUCCCGCAGCAUUACCUGCUGCUCAACCAGUUGCUCGUAGUCCUUCAGCUUUGUCAACUUCAAAUAGGCCAGCAGCCGUUGGACCGACUGAGAUCGCUAGUCCUCGACCACUAUCUCCCGUAGCGCGGCCUAUCACACUGAAUCAAUCUCCCGCAUCUCGCCCUAUCCCCCUAGACCAAUAUCCCUCAUCUAGACCUGUCAACUUGAGCCAAUCCCCCGGAACAUCAGUGGAGGAAUCCCCUGUUCACAUCGUACCGAUAUCUCCAUCUCCAACCAAACCAAUCAGACGAUUCCCAUCCAAUGUGGAAGCACCACCACCGGUAUCGGUCAAACCAGUGCAACCACCACCGACUAGUGCACCUAAAUCACCACCACCAGUUGCACCCAAGCCUGUGUUGGCUCCGAACGCUGUUAGGGUUCUUCCACCAAAGGCAGCUCGCGCCGUACCUCGAUCAACGAACAAAGUUCUUCCCGCGGCACAUCUAAAUACGAAUCCUUCAACGGACGAAGACGACGUCGACACAAGGAGAUCCCGAUUGAAUGUAGAAAAGCAGAACAAGAAGUUGCCUGUCUAUAAUGAAAACCUUGAUAGUGAACUGCAAAGGGCUCUGCUGAACAGGAGAAAGUUUUCAACGUCAGACGAAGAAAGUAUGGAUGACAGGGGUCCGUUGCUUUCUUCUUCUGGACUUCGUCCUGGACCAUCUUCGGGAGCCCUUGCGCCCCAAAGAGCCCAGGCUGGUCCUUCAAGACAAGAGCCAUCUCCUGGGGAGCUUGCGGGAGCGCCUCUCGGAGACUCACCAAGAUCAGUGUCUCCUGUUGACUCGUUGGAUGGUCAAGCUGAUGGAAAGAAAGGAGAAGACAAAGAGGGAGAAAAUAAAGAAAAGGACAUGCUAGAUGAUUUCUUUGAUGGCGUAAAAGAAAAGUUUGAUGAUUGCACGGUUUCAUAGAAGAAUGUCAAGCACUGGCGCUCAUAGGUUUGAUUUUAAUUUGCAUACACAAUUUUGAGUGUUCUCUUGCAUUUAAUAUGAUCACCUCUCGUUUUCGUUAUCCUUGUAAUUGAUAUAUAAAACGCAAAUUUUCGAAGUAAAAUAUGAUGGCCUUCUUG
This is a messenger RNA of Lytechinus pictus (painted urchin), 2882 nucleotides long. Its product is annotated as proline-rich protein 36-like. Gene Ontology annotation, molecular function: calcium ion binding. The coding region runs from base 40 to 2724 and encodes 894 amino acids. The record is from RefSeq and is a predicted model, not a curated record. Lineage: Eukaryota; Metazoa; Echinodermata; Echinoidea; Temnopleuroida; Toxopneustidae. The transcript is spliced from 13 exons.